UAUACAGGGCUAGUGUAGUGCUGGGUGUGGAACGGUCAGUGUGCUGUGGACUCAGUGUGGUAUACAGGGCUAGUGUAGUGCUGGGUGUGGAGCGGUCAGUGUGCUGUGAACUCAGUGUUGUUUUACUAGUGAGGAUGUUGCUGACUUUCUAUCUUCUCUUCAUUGGGCUUCAUGUCUCUGAAGGCUGUAAUUUGGUGAACAGAGAACAACUGCUGGAUAUCACAGCUCACACAGGAGGGUCAGUACUGCUGCCCUGCUACUGCACUGACCUACAGACCACACCUGAGGAAUUCAGCUGGAAGAAAGACAACACAAAAACAAACAGACAGGAAGAGGUAUCCAGUGAGAGUGGUCAGUACAGAGACAGAGUUCAGCUGUUUAAUGGUCACUCUCCAGGAAAUCUCUCUCUACUCAUAUCACACCUGACUGAAGAGGAUGGAGGCAUUUACUGGUGUGAUGUUAGGAAAUCUUUCAUAACCAUCAGACUCUUUUUAAAAGAGGGUCCACCUAUAACUACAGCAUCUACUGAAGUGAUCAAUGUGCACACCAGUCCAGCCGCUUCAACCCCACAGACCCCUCAAACAUCUGAUGAGGGUCCACCUAUAACUACAGCAUCUACUGAAGUGAUCAAUGUGCACACCAGUCCAGCCGCUUCAACCCCACAGACCCCUCAAACAUCUGAUGAAUGUCCAAAGUCUCUACCCUACAUUCCCUUCGCUGUGAUCACUGUGAUCGUUCUCCACAUUAUUGUAGCUGUGGUCUACCUGAUAACCACGACCAAAGAUCCUGCCAGGGGUCACUACAGCACUGCGGAUGGAGAUGGAGUGGUCAGUCUGGAGUAGGGCAGUUCUGCAACACUGGCAUGAGUUCACAACCUGGCAGCUAAAACAUCUUAAAAUAACAAGUGCAAAUGUUUACAUUUUCUCAUUUUACUUCCUCUCUGUUUUGAAACUGUUAUCUGUUUAAGUUGUACUGUUAACCAUCACUUUGUCAUUAUAUUCAUAAAUGACAAUAUAUUGUAUAAUAUAAUUGUAUGAUAAUAUGUAUAUCAUACAAGAAUACACAAGCACCCUACACUGAAAAUAAAAAGAAUAAGACUGGCAUGAAAAGGCCAUUAAACCCUUCUCAGCUUCAGCAGUGUUGGCUUCUGGAAAUGAAGCACCACCAACGAGAAACCAGCUACCUUACUCACAGCCCAGGAGCCAAGAAGGGGCUUCUUUGCUGAGUGGACAUGGGGUCAAAUAAAGAGGUCUGCAGUGUUUGUGUCUGUAGGAUUAUAGAUAGUGUCACAUGCAACUACUAAGACUUAAAUAUGUCAAGGCAAAUAUUA
This is a messenger RNA of Pygocentrus nattereri (red-bellied piranha), 1330 nucleotides long. Its product is annotated as CMRF35-like molecule 6. The record is from RefSeq and is a predicted model, not a curated record. The transcript has 6 exons. Gene Ontology annotation, cellular component: external side of plasma membrane. Gene Ontology annotation, biological process: positive regulation of T cell proliferation; immune response; cell surface receptor signaling pathway. NCBI's taxonomy places the organism in Eukaryota, Metazoa, Chordata, Actinopteri, Characiformes, Serrasalmidae. Bases 135 to 842 code for a protein of 235 amino acids.